AACACGGGUUUCUUUAGCGCAGACAUAGUGUUUGUUACACGUCGCGUUGUGUUUACAAACUCGAAGCAGUCAAAGUGUUGCUGUCGUGUCGUCUGUUUACCUCGACGCGUGCUUACCUAAGAACCACUCUUUCUCAAGAAAAACACCCGUUGGUGAGGUGUCCCCCUUUGCGACAAAUUCCAACAAUCGUGGAAUCUUCAAUGUUAAAACUUUCCUUGUUUAUACUUGGAUCUUUCCUCACCUCAUUGCCUUACAUGGACCUCGACUUUUUAAUUUUUUUUAGAUUCCAAGUCCACAAAUCGAAAAAAAUUUGGAUCACUCGAACACUCUGUCUCGGGUUUUCCGCUCCACUCGGGUCUUUCCAAGACGCAGAGGGGCCAGGACAUUCCAAGUGUUGCCAAAAUAUCUUCCUCGUGAAGAGAAAAAACUGCUCUGAUUGCAAAAACGGCACUUGACUGCAAAAACGGUUCUUAACUGCAAAAACGGCUACGAUUGCAAAAACGGCUCUUGACUGCAAAAUCGGCUAUGAUUGUAGCAUGUUCAAAGCACGUGCUCCUGAUGACGAAAUCUCUAACCAAAUUUGACUAUCGCGAGUGAGUGUAGCCUGGUUUUUGUUUGUGUUGUGGAAGUGAGUUUUGUGGGAAAUUUUUUCAAGUGUGUGGAUAUGGCCCAGAAUGGGUUCUUGGCUGAUGUUUGCAGGUCGUUUCUUCCAGUAACUUGAUACUUUACUUUAGGGCUUCUCAAUAUUUAUUUAUAUUGAGAGUGCUGAACUUUGAUAAUCCGCAAAAUGCGAAGAAUAACAGACAGAAAUACAUGUAAUCCGCUCUUUAAUCCGUUUCGGUAGUACGCGAUCGAAAAUUUUGUCGAUCCGUGUGAUUAAUCGUUUGCCGAAAUCAGACUGCAUUUGUGCGACUCUCGUUGAUUUUUAUUUUAAUAAUUCGAAAAAUAACGGACAUUUCAUGGGUGAAUCCGAGUGAACGUGACCAUUUGAGAGACUGCAAAAUGGAUUACAGACUCAUGUCGAACAACAACAAUUAUCCCACGCAUCAUCACUGGUUUCCGAAAAUGUGUUCCUGCCUUGACAGCGGUGGCAACCUGCCGGGAAAUCGUUCUUCCGGAAGAGUCGGAAGUUACAAACGUCUUGGUUCAACUUCCACAAUUUAUGAACUCAACAGCGUGAUGCAUAGGGCUCGAAGAAAGGAGGAGGGUCAACUGAUCGAAGAAGCGGCCGAUCAUGAAAGACAGGAAGAACUACGCUUUUACAACGACGACCUCUCAUGGAACACAGUAAUUGUCGAGAAGAAUCUCAGGACAAUCGACUUAUGCGAACUCCUCAAAGUUAAAAGAAAUGCAACCGGCAUUGCUUGGUCUAUAGUGGAAACGUGGCCGGACCUAGGAAUUGAACGUACUUUAGAAGAUCACGAAGACAUUCUCGCAGCUCAUAGAGAAAUAGAAAUGUUUGCUUCCUAUCACGAAAGAAAAUUCUUUUUCCGUGAAGAUUACCUCAAGUACGAAUUUUUCAUCAAUCCAAAGCAAUUCUUUCCGUCUGAAAUGGUUGCUUUCCCACACGAGGAUGACAAAGGAACCUUAGCCGAUGCCGAAAGCAUUUUGAGGCAUUAUUUGUCUCAAGAGGACAGUGAGUGCCCACAAGUUUUCAGUGCAGUAUGGAUGAGAGAGGAUGGUUCUAAUACGUGGAAAAAGACAGAUAUGUUGCUUUUUGGGCGCAAACUUUACACCACGAAAAAGGCAUUCCUCUUGGGAGCAAAAUCAUUAAUGUCGAGAUUUUCGUCUCCAAGAUCAUCCCUCAAUGCUAAAAGUCAAAGAUCGUUUUCGCCAACUCCUUCUACGUCAGGUUCUUCAUCAGGGUAUUCUACAGAGACUUCCGGAGUGGUUCCUAAAUGGUCGCUGGACAACGAACAGCUGACCACAUUUGCCCACUUGUCGGACUACCACGUAUACAGGAUUCCGAACUCGAAAAGGUACUUCAACGCACCCUUCGAGUGGGGCAUUUGUCUCAGGCCGUCCACCAACGCAGAGGCAGAGCACACCGAGGCUGGUGAAUCCGGGCUCAAAGUGAUAGCCUUUCACACCGAAAAGUCACGUGCCUGCUGGCUCACCGCCAUGAGGCUAGCAAAGUAUGGCAAGCAACUCAGAGAGAACUAUCGAGCCUUCAAGAACAAGCAGUGUGAGCAGACAGGUGGCGGCAGCCCCAAAGAAUACACAAGCUACAAUGUACCCAAUGAAUCCAUUAGGUCCCGAGUGGCUAUGGACUUUACUGGAAGCGUUGGGAGGAUCGUGGAGGAUCCGAAGGAAGCAAAGGACAUCGCCGAGAGUGAGGGGGUAAUUUGGAAAAGGAGGUGGAGACCAUUUUCACGAAGGUCUCCAGGUUCAAACACAACCAGAAUGGCAGUCGAUACUGGAAUUCACACAACUCAACCCUGGUUUCAUGGAGAUCUCAAAAGAGAAAUAGCUGCUGCGAUAAUAAGAGAUCGAGGUUCUGUUGACGGAGUAUUCCUGGUCAGAGAAAGUAAAAGUAAUCCUGGAUCCUACGUCCUGACCUACAAAUACAGCGACAAGGUUUUCCACGCGCAAAUUCAACCUGUAGUUCAAGUGUUUGACAAUGAUCGGCAGUGCGUCCUCUACACGCUGGACAAGGGAGCAACAAAGUUCUACGAUCUCCUCCAGCUGAUAGAAUUUUACCAAUUGAAUGCUGGCUCCUUGCCCACCAGGUUGACUCACUUCGUCAACUGCGGAGUCCCAGAGCCACUGACAAGGCCUGAAGAUGGUGGAGCCUCACCAUCUCCCCUCGAUGGCUCUAAAAGAUUCUCCACUCCCCAGAAAGAAGCCAAACACACCAAUCCAUCGAUUAUUUGAGAAUAGCAUUCCCAGCAAUCCGCCAAUGUCUACGAACUUACAGUCGUUUACAGCUGUAUCGAAAAUCUCACCUUCGACAACAACAAUGCCGAACGUGAGGGUAGUCGUAAUGUUGCGGGUUGCUGGACUCUAUGUAAAGGUGGCUAUGAAGAAUAUGAAUUUUAGCAUGCAAUCUUGAAAAGAGAGACAAAAUCAAGAUCAAUCUUUGGAAGAACCCAGUUGAUUGAUUUUGCAUAAAGGUGAUGCUUGUUGUUAGUUGGGAACUGAUUUCCAACUGGCUGACCAAAGCGACGAAGGCAAUCGCCCUACGUUUUUUUGCCAGAGGGAUAAUAGCGUCCUAAGUGUUUUUAAAUUCAUACUAGUAUUAAGUCGUACCUCUGCGGUUCUUGGUGUCUCGUCGUUCUAGAAAAAAAACGACCCAAAAAGCAACACUGCGUGUGUAGAUGAAUACGUGUUUUUCCAUUUUCUACGUGUCUAAAAAUAUGUGUGCAAGCACUAUAUACAUAUGUAUGUUUACUCUAAAGCCUUUUGGACCGAUCCACGACUUGGCCUCACGCAUUUUUCCAGGAAGAAGGACGAGUUGUGGAUCGGCCCUUUCGUUCUUGCGUCGAUUCACGACUCGUCCUCAUACAUUCUUUAGUAUGGAUGAGAAGGAGCCCAGUGGACAAAAUAUUAUGGAUGUCCUCGAGACGUCUCAGAGUUGUUUAUUGGGCGGACAUAGGACAUUCUUGGAAUUUUCAUGGUUUUGUUCCCACUGAGUGUCCCGAGAAUGUCAUAUAUGUUUAGGACAUCUUUAGGACAUUAGGUGUCAUAGAGAUGUUGAUGGGCGGACAUAGGACGUUCUUGGAAUUUUCAUGGUUUUGUGCCGAUUGGGUGUCCCGAGAACGUUAAACAUGCUUAGAACAUUAUAUGUCUUAAAGAUGUCGAUGGGCCGAUAUAGGACGUUCUUGGGAUUUUCAUGGAUUUAUGAACACAUAAUGGCCCGAGAACGUCUUAUGUCUUUAGGACAUCUUUAGAACAUUAAGACGUCUUAGAGAUGUUGAUUGGGCCGGCAUAGGACGUCCUAGGAACGUCUUAUGCCUUUACGACAUCCUCAGAACAUUUGAUGCCUUAGAUAUGUUUAUUGGGCGGACUUAGGACGUCCUUGGGAUUUUGGGGACUUUUUGCACACUGGGUGUUUCGGGAACCUCCUAUGUCUUUUACACAUCUUCAGGGCAUUACACGUCUUAGAGAUGAUGUUUAAAGUAACUUAGGACGUCCUAGGAACGUCCUAAAUCGUUAGGACAUUAAAUGUCUUAGAGAUUUUGAUUGGGCGGACAUAGGACGUUCUUAGGAUUUUUGUGUAGACGUCUUUAAGACAUCUUUAGGACAUCUCCUAGAGAUGUUGUUUAAGCUGACAUAGGACGUUCUUGGGAUUUGCAUGGUUUUGUGCCCACUGAGUGUCCAAAGAACGUCUUAUGUCUUUAUAACAUCUUUAGGGCAUUCGAUGCCUUAGAGAUGUUCAUAGGGCGGACAUAGGACGUUCUUGGGAUUUUCCCGGUUUUGUGCACAUUGCGUGUAUCGGGAGCGACCUGCGUCUUUUAGACGUAUUUAGGGCAUCUUUAGGACAGAAAUCUUCGAGAUGUUUAUUGGGCUGACGUAGGACGUCUUAGGAACUUUCUACGUCUUUAGGACAUCUUUAGGGCAUAGUAUGUCUUAGAGAUGUUGAUGAGCGGACAUAGGACGUCCUUGGAACAUCACAAAUUUCCUGUGUUUUUAAGACAUCUUUAGAAAAUUAGACGUCUUAACAAUUUAGAUUGGGCGGACAAAGGACGUUCUUUGGAUUUUCAUGGUUUUGUGCCUAUUGGGUAUGUCGGGACCGUCCUAUUCCUUCAGAACAUUAGACGAUUGAGAGAUGAUUAAACUGAAGUAGAACGUCCUAGGAACGACCUAAACGUUCUACGUCUUUAGGGCAUUUUCAGGAAAUUAUACGUCUUAAGGAUGGUAACUGUGCCGACAUAGGACGUUCUUAUGACUCGCACGGUUUUGUACCCACUGCGCAUCUCGAGAACUUCUAUGUACUUGAAACGUAUUUAGGACAUCUUUAGGACAUUAGAGGUCUUAAAGAGGGUGAUUGUGCCGACAUAGGACGUUCGCUAGAUUUUCCUGUUUUGUGCCCGCUGGGAGCAUAGGCGUGAGUACGUGUCGUGAAUCGGCUCUUUUCUACUUGGCAGUCCACGGCUCGGCCUCACGAGAAGGAGGAGAGACGUGAGGACGAGUCGUGGAUCGGACCUUUCCUUCUUGGAUAGAUCGAAAGAGAGGGUGUUUAGGCUGGCCCAAAAGAGGGAAAAAAUAUUUAAAUAACAUCGAAAUACGCUAGAUUAAUUGAAAAAAUAAAUUUUUUUGGGCCACCCUAGUUUUUCAGUCGCCGAAUAAUUGAAUUGAGUGUGACCGAUGCGCAAUAAGCAUUGGCAAUAUAAUAACGAUCCUCGUCAACGCCGAGUUCGUCUUUGUUGAAUUCGAAGCUUCUCGUUUUGGUCUCUUUUUAAUCGUUUUUCUCUUUAUGAAAAAGAAUAAAGAAAACCUUGACGAGACUCCGUCCACAGCACGAAUAUGGACCAAAUGUUUCAAGCGCGGUUUUUAUUAAUCGGAAAAUUAAAAUUCGAACAGACAUUAAAAAAAAAGAAAAUUAGAAAAUGCGGGAAA
Messenger RNA from Belonocnema kinseyi, 5559 nucleotides. RefSeq names its product growth factor receptor-bound protein 14-like. NCBI's taxonomy places the organism in Eukaryota, Metazoa, Arthropoda, Insecta, Hymenoptera, Cynipidae. Bases 1003 to 2874 code for a protein of 623 amino acids. The record is from RefSeq and is a predicted model, not a curated record. Gene Ontology annotation, biological process: signal transduction. The transcript has 14 exons.